AUGGCAGCCGACACGGAGGGGCAGCUUUGGGCAGCAGCAGCUUCCCCUGCUCCUCCAGGGGCCAUUCCUGCCCUCAGGUGCGGGGAGCGCCCGCCUGCCCCUCAGCCGAGAGCCCGUCCCGGGAACAGCAGCGAUGGCUCUGCCCUGCCCUGCCCCUCAGCCGAGAGCCCGUCCCGGGCACAGCAGCGAUGGCUCUGCCCUGUCCUGCCGUGCCCGCACAGGGAUGGCUCUGUCCUGUCCUGUCCUAUCCUGCCCGCACCGGGGUCCCAGAGGAAAUUCCCGCUUCCCGGUACUUCCCUCGGGCUCCCCGACGGGGAGCGGCCCCUCACACCUUCCCGUGCGGGCAGGCCCUGGAGGGGCUGGGCGAGGCUCAAACCAGCUCCCGUUAGCGGCCCCUUCCUCCCAGGGUCCAUUUUAGCAUUUAAUCUCUUGAGAAACCAGCCCUACAGCGGGUCUGAGGGGCUUUCCCUCUGCCGUGGUGCCAGCUCAGUGUUUGACGAGGUGACUUUGGCAGGUGUGCAGCUCCUCCAUCCCACACGGGCUGCAGCUCCUACUCGUCCAGCCGGAGCUUUUCCAAUCAUUCUGCAAAGAGCAGCACUGAGGAAACGUCCUAGCUUAAGGGAUGUUACUGAUACCAUUUUGGAUUCCAGCCAGGGUAUCUCCAUUCAUCUAGUAGCAGGCUUUCAGGGGAAGCAGAAUGUGGUACCACAGAAAAAUUCCCAAAUCCAUCCAUGUGGGAGAUGUAUCUGCAAGGAACAGGACUGUGAUUGAACAACUUCAAAAUGUGAGCUGACAGCCUCAAACCCAUAAUGCUGUAACCUUUGGAACAGCUGGAUGGAGCAAGGAGCAGAGAGGAGUGACUGCAGUCACAGGAGGAGUCAGUGGCAGCCUCAGGGGAAAGAAAAUAUGGGUAACACUUGGGAAUUGUUCAUUGUUCACCAGACACUAAUGGGAACUUUACCAUUGGUACAGAAAAGAG
This is a messenger RNA of Passer montanus (Eurasian tree sparrow), 979 nucleotides long. RefSeq lists its product as uncharacterized. Lineage: Eukaryota; Metazoa; Chordata; Aves; Passeriformes; Passeridae. The record is from RefSeq and is a predicted model, not a curated record. The transcript has 4 exons. The coding region runs from base 1 to 771 and encodes 256 amino acids.